UUCUUGAGUUCUUAGAGAGUUCUUGAGUUCUUAGAGAGUUCUUGAGUUCUUAGAGAGUUCUUGAGUUCUAAGAGAGUUCUUGAGUUCUAAGAGUUCUUGAGUUCUUAGAGAGUUCUUGAGUUCUUGAGUUCUUCUUUACUAGUAGUUGGGUGUUGGGUUACUCUUGUGCUCCUCUUGAAGUUUUCGACUGGUUGCUCUUCAACUCAGGGCCCACAGAGCUUGGAUUGAGAAGACGUUUCAGAAAAGAGAGUGUAUUCAAAUAUUUCCCAGCAAAGAACCAAACAGGUGCAGUUGUGGUCAGGUAGUGAACCAGCAUGUGGCCAUCAUCCCGGGGGCGACCACUAGGGCGGCGGAAGAGGCAGGUCAGAUCGGUCAGGGGGCGGUGCCCAUGGAACGCUGGUCCGUGCUUAAACACACACGGGCCACGCCCACAGACACAUACGGCAUCAUGGAGUUUCAGGGAGGAGGACAUGUCAACAAGGCCAUGUACAUCCGCGUGGCGUAUGAUUCCAAGCCAGACAACAUGCUCCACCUGAUGGUGAAAGACUGGCAGCUGGAGCUCCCCACCCUGCUCAUCUCCGUCCACGGGGGACUGCAGAACUUUGACUUGCAGCCCAAACUAAAACAGGUGUUUGGAAAGGGUCUGAUCCAGGCUGCAGUCACCACCGGAGCCUGGAUACUCACUGGCGGAGUCAGCACUGGGGUGAUCCGGCAUGUUGGAGAUGCGUUGAAGGACCACUCCUCAAAGUCCAGGGGGAAGGUAUGUGCCAUCGGGAUCGCUCCAUGGGGCAUCGUGGAGAACAAGGAGGAUCUGAUAGGAAGAGACGUGACACGUCCGUACCAGGCCAUGUCCAACCCCAUGUCCAAGCUGUCUGUCCUCAACAACAGCCACUCCCACUUCAUCCUAGCAGAUAACGGGACCCAGGGAAAGUACGGCGCGGAGGUCCGUCUUCGCCGUCAGCUGGAGAAACACAUCUCCCUGCAGAAGAUCAACACACGUCUGGGUCAGGGGGUGCCUCUGGUCUGUCUGAUCCUGGAGGGGGGUCCCAACGUCAUCUCCAUAGUCCUGGAGAGCCUGAGGGAGGACCCCCCUGUCCCGGUGGUGGUCUGUGACGGCAGUGGACGGGCCUCUGACAUCAUCUCCUUCGCACACAGAUACUCUGAGGACGACGGCUUGGUCAGUGAUAGCGUGAAAGACCAGCUCCUGGUCACCAUCCAGAAGACGUUUAACUACAACCGCGGUCAGGCUCAGCAGAUCUUCCUCAUGGUGAUGGAAUGUAUGAAGAAACGAUCUCUGGUGAGUAGGGAAGACAUUAUUAUACAGGAUAUGUUUCCAUAAACUACAUUAGCAUAACACUUAGAAUUCCUCUCCAAUGCAUUGGACAGGAAUUCUAAGUGUUAUGCUAAUGAUGCUAACGAAUUCCUCUCCAAUGCAUUGGACAGGAAUUCUAAGUGUUACGCUAAUAAUGCUAACAAAUUCCUCUCCAAUGCAUUGGACAGGAAUUCUAAGUGUAUUGCUAAUAAUGCUAACGAAUUCCUCUCCAAUGCAUUGGACAGGAAUUCUAAGUGUUACGCUAAUAAUGCUAACGAAUUCCUCUCCAAUGCAUUGGAGAGGAAUUCUAAGUGUUAUGCUAAUGAUGCUAACAAAUUCCUCUCCAAUGCAUUGGACAGGAAUUCUAAGUGUUAUGCUAAUGAUGCUAAUGAAUUCCUCUCCAAUGCAUUGGACAGGAAUUCUAAGUGUUAUGCUAAUGAUGCUAACGAAUUCCUCUCCAAUGCAUUGGACAGGAAUUCUAAGUGUUAUGCUAAUGAUGCUAACGAAUUCCUCUCCAAUGCAUUGGACAGGAAUUCUAAGUGUUAUGCUAAUGAUGCUAACGAAUUCCUCUCCAAUGCAUUGGACAGGAAUUCUAAGUGUUAUGCUAAUGAUGCUAACGAAUUCCUCUCCAAUGCAUUGGACAGGAAUUCUAAGUUUUAUGCUAAUGAUGCUAACGAAUUCCUCUCCAAUGCAUUGGACAGGAAUUCUAAGUGUUAUGCUAAUGAUGCUAACAAAUUCCUCUCCAAUGCAUUGAGUGCGUCAUAAGUGACGGUUUUAGUAUCUAGACAAUUUGGUAGAUAAAAUGUUUGUUUUUUUUAAGCCUUACGUACAUUUUAGGAACACUUUUUUUUUUUUACCACAUACUGUAAGUAAAAACCUAAUGUAUUCAAAAUAUAUUCAAACAUUAAAGAUGAUAAUUUGUGAUGAAAGUAAAGCGACAUUUUAAUAAUUGAAUUGUUUUAUGUUAAUUUGAUGCUUCAAUAAAACCGUCCCAUUCA
This is a messenger RNA of Oncorhynchus gorbuscha (pink salmon), 2310 nucleotides long. RefSeq names its product transient receptor potential cation channel subfamily M member 1-like. Gene Ontology annotation, molecular function: calcium channel activity. Bases 389 to 1339 code for a protein of 316 amino acids. The record is from RefSeq and is a predicted model, not a curated record. The transcript has 8 exons. Gene Ontology annotation, biological process: calcium ion transport into cytosol. Lineage: Eukaryota; Metazoa; Chordata; Actinopteri; Salmoniformes; Salmonidae.